AUGGUUCCACUGAUAGCUGUCAUCACUGUCAUAACAGAAAAUAGUGCAAAUCGUGCAUCAAUAAUACAAAAUAUGUCAAUUUCGUUGAGAAAUUUUAUCAUAUUUAAUCCGCUGUUUUCAAGCAAAGAAGGAGAUGAAGCGAAAAAAAUCCUCUUCUACCAUCCAGCAGAAGUGGAAUUGGAUACACAAAUUAAAGAGAUUGGAUUGUGUGAAGCGAUUCUAAAAUUUGCUGGGACGUACACAAAACAUGAUUCGUGCGAAGUUGUCAGGACGCAGAAAACAAUUCAAUUGUACUAUGAACCGGAACCAAAUUUCUGGAUGAUAAUGACGAUAAAUGCUCCACAUGACACAAAACAGAAAGAUAACAUCGAAUACAACGAAUACAGAGGUGAUGAGGUGCACGAAAAGGUCUACCGCAGCAUUUUGAAGCAAACUUAUCGGAUGUUUCGUCUGUUCUGCGGAUCAUUUCAAAAUCACAUUCCUGCUGGACAGGGCUAUUCUGUCGUGCCGCUAGAGCUUGUCAACAAACUCAAGGAGUUUUACUUGGAGUAUAUUACAACGAUGAGACUGGAGGACAACAACAUUUUUGACAUCUUUUGCAGUACACCAUACCUUCCACUAAACGAGCUAUUGUUCCUGCGAGUUCACAAUUUCGUUCAACUGAUUCAGUCUUCAUUUCCUAUGAUUUCCCAUUGUGUGCUUUUUUGUAACGAACAUGUCGUGUGGAGUGAUAUCAAUCCAACGGAUCUCUAUUCGAUAAAUGAGUACAUGCAUUCGACGUUUUUCGUCAAAUUGCACCAAGGACAAUCGAAUCUGUGUUCGUUCGCUCGUGGAUCGUUGGCUGACUUAGCAGAAUCGACAGAAUUUGCGGGCGUUAAUCGUGUAGCUCCAAUCAUUCACAUAUUUAACGAAAAGAAAGUUCGAAAAUUCCAGUUGCUGGUGUAUCGAUUGCUUGACGGUGUCAUUUGUUUACUCGUUGACGAAGCGACAGAAAUCACCAAAGAAAUAUUCGACGAGCUGUUCAUUCACUUCAAAAUAGGCCAACAGUUAACGACAAUCAACGACGAAAUAUUGAAAUUUCAACAGACCGAAAUGUCACCGUCGGCCGAUAAAUCGGAUUCGGGACCAAAAUUCAUCUUUUUCAAUGAGCUCAGCUUCAAACACACUGAAUCGUUGCGACUGAACCAGAAACAAUGUCGCCCGAAAAAUGUUCCAGUCGAUGUGAUGAAUCUGAUAACGGAUUUGUACGAAGCCGAUAUUCGCAACAAGCGACCGUGUGCCAAGGAAUCGAUUGUUAAGACAUUGAACGAUUAUUGGAUUGUUUGCCGCAAAUCCAAUUAUCGUCAUUUCUUUGUCAUUGUGCAUAGGAAUUCAACGAUGCUAGAAAUUACUGAGGAGGCAAAGCGACUGUACAAUGUCCAUGCACAGGAUGUGUUUUUCGAAUGAAUUUUAUAUUUGGUUGAUCAAAUCAGAAAAUAAUCGAUGAACGGUAAAUAAACAUAAUUUAAAGUG
Bradysia coprophila is the source of this 1512-nucleotide messenger RNA. RefSeq names its product vacuolar fusion protein CCZ1 (gene Ccz1). Gene Ontology annotation, cellular component: Mon1-Ccz1 complex; intracellular membrane-bounded organelle. The record is from RefSeq and is a predicted model, not a curated record. Lineage: Eukaryota; Metazoa; Arthropoda; Insecta; Diptera; Sciaridae. Gene Ontology annotation, biological process: vesicle-mediated transport.